AUGCACUGCCCUGAGGCUGUAUUGAUAUUGCAGUGUACACUAAUUGCUAUCGUAUCAAGCUCAGAGGACGACAUUUCUCGUCCCUUUACCAAUGAGAAUGGGAGAUCUAUACACGUGACCUUUGAGAGAUCUGCCAGCCAGUGUAACAACACCCUCACUACCCUAACCAACACAUGUGACUACACCAUACUCAACAACAUCUCUCUUCAGUACACUCCUCUCAACACUAACCUCUCUAUUGUGAGUUACUCAACGGAAGGUCUUCCCAUUGUCUGCCUCUACCUCCCUAUGCAGCCAGCCUCAUUCUUGAUGCAAGGUUUCUCCCCCCUUGCCCUCAGCCUCUACCAGACAGCCACAGUCCUUGUCCUCUGCACGUCUCUGGCUGUGCUUUUAUUGGCUGUUGCUUACAUUGCUAACUCAAGAACUAUAUCGUCUUUCCUCACCAUCAACCUAGCCCUCUCCCUGGCCAUUGGGGACAUCACACUCAUUUUCAACGCUUUUGGCCAUGGCAUAGACACGCUCUGUAUCCUCUCAGCAAUGGCCGAACAUUUCUUCUUAUUGACCGAGUUCUCUUGGUUGGCUCUCCUCGGGGGCAACUUUGCAUUGAGGUUUUAUCGAAUUGCUAACAGCCUUCCUCCUAAAUUGAACUCGUUUAUUAUGCUGUUAUAUUUGUGUAUUGGAUGGGGACCUUCGUUCCUGUUCACCGGUGUUGCCGUGGUGAUAUACUCUCUCCCGGGUGCUGAGUGGGUUAUAUAUGGACAGUCUGGUUUCUGUCACCUUGCACCAUCACCUGCAGUUGUCCUCCUUCUUAUCACUCCAAUCAUCGCUGGAUGGAUCGUAGCAAUGGCUGCAUUGCUAUGGAUUCUGUUGUAUCUCUACAAGAUCCCCUUCCAUUUUGACACGAGUGACAAGAAACGGUUUGCGUUUAUACUCGGUUUUCUGGUUGUCAUGGCCGCGGAUAUCGUCAUGACGAUGUGGGUGCUGUUAGACAGAUCACCGCCCACACAUGUGACCUCUUUAUUUGUCUAUAUUUUUGUCCUGUUUGCACGAUCGUUGCUCCUGGCAACAGGAUUCAUUCCAAAACGUCAACUAAUAAAGAAACUGAAGUCCAUCCUCAGGAAUAAGGUGUCGCCCACCUCCUACAUUGAACCACACCCCCACCUGUGUCCUGGCAUUGACCCACUAGACGCAGCAGAAUUAGUCAACAUGAUGUCGGACCCGUCCCUAGUACCAAAGAUAUACACAUGUGCAAGACAGUUAAUCUCUCAACAAUAAAAGAACACUCAGUAUAAUGAUUAUAUGAAGUUGUGUGCAGCAAUUUGUGAUAACACAGGGUUUUCAUAUGUGCAAUAAUAAUUAUGUGAUAAUAGUUUUUGGGGAAAAUUGUUUUUUUUGUGUAAAAUUACGGCAUUGUAUUUGAGUUGUGGCUAAUACUGUUAGUCUUGUCACUAGUGGUAGUAGUGAUGCUGCUUUGGUCUCUUAUGAGUAAGCUCUUGGUUCUCUGCACGUAGGGACAGAGCAGCUCCUUCAACUCUCUGAUGUUGAGCGCAAAUACGAGGUUAAGCCACGGGUUGACGGCCAGUAGCACAAAGGACAUGUUAGCAGGUAUGGGGUUGGUGAGGUCUUGAAAGCCCCCCGUAUCACAA
This is a messenger RNA of Halichondria panicea, 1646 nucleotides long. RefSeq names its product adhesion G protein-coupled receptor B1-like. The record is from RefSeq and is a predicted model, not a curated record. Gene Ontology annotation, biological process: cell surface receptor signaling pathway; G protein-coupled receptor signaling pathway. Gene Ontology annotation, molecular function: G protein-coupled receptor activity. Gene Ontology annotation, cellular component: membrane. Lineage: Eukaryota; Metazoa; Porifera; Demospongiae; Suberitida; Halichondriidae. The coding region runs from base 1 to 1275 and encodes 424 amino acids. The transcript has a single exon.